AUGACAAUAACACAUUCACUCACUUAUUGUCAAUUAAUAGGAGUAAAAACGACGGAGUUAUUUAUACUUAUAAAUAAUAUAGAACCUGCCAUUGUUCGAGAGCUAAAGGGUGUAAUCUGCGAAAAAAACUCUGGUACGAUCGGUAUCGUGGUGUCUUCUCAUCGUGAUUUUUCUGAUAAAGCAAUAGAAACAGCAGAUUCACCUGAUUACCUCAUCAUCUUGACUGACAUCUCUCACCUUCAGUUAGAGCUUAAGGCCAGAACUGAUGAGCUGGAGAAAACUAUAUCGCAUUAUUCAGUUGAGAUUGGCAAACUUAAUGCUAUAAUUGUAGAACUAGAGAAAAAUAAGACAGUUAUAGCUAAACUCAAGUCUGAAAAUGCAGAAUUUAGAGAUAGAAUCACGAAAUUAUCUAUAGAAAUGGAUAUUUCAUUAUCUGAAGAACUGAUACCAGAAGGGUUACCAGAGCCAGCUAUUAAUAUACCUGUUAUGGACCAAUUCAUUACCACGUCUCAGAAAAAUAAUGAUGAUGACAUUGAGUUCACUAAAAGUCAGGUUGUAGAGCAAGAAUUAACAAAAGAAUUGCUCAGCAGUAUCAUUUCUGCAAUCUCUUUUGAGGCUAUGGAACAGAUGCCUUUGGUGUUACAUCCAUCAUCUCUAGAUAUGAUGCAAAACUUAGUCUAUUUAUUCUAG
Messenger RNA from Racocetra persica, 690 nucleotides. NCBI's taxonomy places the organism in Eukaryota, Fungi, Glomeromycota, Glomeromycetes, Diversisporales, Gigasporaceae. The record is from the annotation of a GenBank genome assembly.